CCUGCUCUGUAACUCUGAACAGUUCGGGAUCUCCUUCUUAACUGGGUGAAGGUUGAGAUUUCCUAUCUUUCUUUUCCCUGUGUUUGUCUUGUCUGCUGUUACUAUAGAUUCUGCCUCCCAGAGUCAUGCUGUACACCGAGCUGAUCCAGUUAUGGGACGAAGCGGUGCAAGCCGUGGACACCCGAGACUGGGAGGGUGCUCUGUUGAAGCUCGUUCAGAUCUCUGAGCCCACGGCCCGCACUUUGUUUGUCACUGCGUCCGUCCAUCUCGCAUUGGGCCAGGUCGAGGAUGCAAUUAAAGCUCUGGAUCAGGUUAUCGCCAAGGAUGAGAGGCUUGCUGUGGGCUUCUUCCAAAGAGCUGCAGUGCACAUGAUGGCAGGAAGACUGGAUGAGGCUCUUGGUGACUGUAUUUGGGCUCAGAAGCACAUGAGAACCAAUGCUGUCAUUGACUAUAAACAGCUGGGACUGCGCUAUAGACUCUACAGCUGGCAGGUUCUUUACAAUGCAGCAGCUGUGCAUUGUAGACUCAAUCAGUGGAAUAAAGCUACAGAGAUCCUGCAGGCUGCUUUACAGGAGAACGGAGGAAGAGCAGGUCAAGUCGACUCGGCCAUACAGAGUGUAGCGAAGAGGGAGCUGAUUGCGCCCCUCCUGGUGCCAGAGGGAGUGGUGUUCCGGCCCAGGAAACAGUACGUGGAGGAGCUUCAGCCCAGAGACUUUCUGGGUAAAGCGGAGGUCAUCAUUUCUGACAUCCCGAAUGACGACUUUGGUGGUUUUGAACCUCUCAGGUUGCAGCAACCUGGAUAUUACGAGCCACAGGUCGAAGAGGGCCAGGACUCGCGCUACAUGCGUGUGAAGAAGACCUACAGUGGCAGGGGAGCAGGGGAGCUCACUGUGCCAGCUGGAGCUUACGUGUACGUGUUCAGCGAAGAGGACAGGGACGGGUUCGUCACGGUCAUAUAUGACGGCCAGAGAGGACUGCUGCCAAACUUCCUGCUUGAAACAGUGACGAAAAAAACAAAAGACAAGAGAAGAAGAAGCUCCGCUAGUGGGAUUCCUCUCCCCCCGAGCAUGAAGCCCCCUACACGCCCACAGGCUGCUGCUCCUCCUCUUCCAGCAUUGCCCUCUGUGUACAGAGGCAGCACACACACCUCAGCGUCUAUACUGCACAGACGUUCAGCCUUGAGAUCGAAUCCACAGACGUCGGAAGAAGACUCGGUCAUACUUAAGGUGCACUACACUUACACCGUCGCUCUGAGUGUCCCGUUGGAGACACCAUACCAGGAGCUGCAGGAGAGAAUCGCUCAGAAACUAGGGCAGCCUGCUGAACUCAUUCGUCUGAGAUAUAAGCAGCGUGGCUCCUCCGUCCUGACACCACUGGAGGACGAUGGAGGUGUGAAGAGCCUGGCUAAAGUGGCAGAAGCAGGACGAGCCACUCUGUGGUGUCAGGCUGAGAAUUCUCUAGGAAACAGGAGGAUUCUUUACCAGAUGGUGGCACUGUAUGACUACACGGCACAGGGGCCUGAGGACCUGGAGUUCAGUGAAGGGGACACCAUUGACAUCCUCAGUGAAGUGAAUGAAGAAUGGCUAGAAGGACACACAGCUGGGAAUGUUGGCAUUUUCCCCAGGUGUUUUGCCUACAGAGAAUCUUCAGAGAAAGACACAAGCAGUGAAGCGAUGUUACAAGAAAAUGUUAAGUAGUGACUGUAAAGAAAUGACGAUGUAUUGGUUGGGUAAUAUUUGAUACAUAUAAAGAAAAUGCAGUGCAGUAUUUAACAAAGCAUUUGACAUUCUAAUCAUAUUGAUUAUAUCAGAUCACAACUGAAGUUAUGUUUGCAUUUUUCUACUAGUGAUAUUUGUUGCUGAACCUGUUAUUUGCAUAUUGUAUAUUACUCCACUUAUGUUAAAUCUAUCUGCCAGGCAUAAUAAAAUCAAAUACUGUACAAUAUUAAUAGGUGGUAGAUUCUGGUGUUUGCAAAUUCCUAUAAAAAUGGAUCUUCUGAGUCUCA
Messenger RNA from Clarias gariepinus (North African catfish), 2005 nucleotides. RefSeq names its product NADPH oxidase activator 1 (gene noxa1). The transcript is spliced from 16 exons. The record is from RefSeq and is a predicted model, not a curated record. Lineage: Eukaryota; Metazoa; Chordata; Actinopteri; Siluriformes; Clariidae. Gene Ontology annotation, biological process: superoxide anion generation. Gene Ontology annotation, molecular function: protein binding; superoxide-generating NADPH oxidase activator activity. The coding region runs from base 126 to 1697 and encodes 523 amino acids.